Messenger RNA from Zea mays, 856 nucleotides. RefSeq lists its product as uncharacterized. The record is from RefSeq and is marked validated. Gene Ontology annotation, molecular function: RNA binding. Lineage: Eukaryota; Viridiplantae; Streptophyta; Magnoliopsida; Poales; Poaceae.
ACAUCGCCCCAGCCCCAAGUCCAAAGCCGCGAGAGGCAGGGGCGCAGCAAAACCCUAGCCGCCUUCCCGUCCUUUUCCUUUCAUAAACCCCAAGCCGCGCCGCAAUAGCUCGCCCCCUCGUUCGCCGCCUCUCCUGCUCCUACCGCAGCUCUCCCUCAGGUUUAGUGUUCGCAAUGGCGGCCUUCAACAAGCUUGGUGGCCUUCUAAGGCACAGUGCUCUGGUGAGCGGUAUCACUGGUGGCUCUUCUCCUGCAGUGUUCAAUGCUGCACGGCUCAUGUCUACCAAGCUAUUUAUUGGUGGUCUUGACUGGGGUGUUGAUGACGUGAAACUAAGAGAAGCAUUUAGCAGCUUUGGAGAGGUUACUGAAGCGAGGGUGAUCACAGACAGGGAGACUGGGAGGUCAAGAGGCUUUGGCUUUGUGAACUACUCCGACAGUGAUGCUGCCAAGGAAGCUAUUUCUGCAAUGGAUGGCAAGGAAAUUGAUGGGCGGCAGGUACGUGUCAACAUGGCUAAUGAGAGACCUGCUGGGAACCGUGGUGGUGGCGGCUAUGGUGGCGGCGGCUAUGGAGGUGGUGGCUACGGAGGUGGUGGCGGCUACGGAGGUGGUGGCUAUGGUGGUGGCAGCCAAAGCUAUGAUGCUUGAGGGGGGCAGGAUCCUAUUAAGUGCAUUAUCAACCAAGAUAUUUGAAAUAAUGAACUUUAGGACUUGGUAUGACGUUUUAUGUUAAGCAUUGUCAGGUUUUGCUAUUCGUGUUAUGCUGAAUUGUUGGAACUCCUAGAUGCAGAAUAUUACGUAUUGGUUUUGGUUCCUUCGAGAAGUGCAAAUGCAAGACGCAUCUAUUCCCAUUGAGUGAA